Messenger RNA from Theobroma cacao (cacao), 869 nucleotides. RefSeq lists its product as uncharacterized. The record is from RefSeq and is a predicted model, not a curated record. NCBI's taxonomy places the organism in Eukaryota, Viridiplantae, Streptophyta, Magnoliopsida, Malvales, Malvaceae.
UGGCAUAUUGCUUGCAAUUCUGGAAUUCUGGCAUUUUCUGGAAAAAGAGAAAAUUAAAUUAAAUUAAAAAGAGAGAGAGGAAAAUCACAAUCACUGUUCUAACCAAAAAGGAGUUCUCAUUCUAUAUUUCGUUGGAAAGGGACGGACGAUCCAUAAUGCCGCCACGUAGCUAUUGCACUGACAUCUGUCGAGAAGGCACGAUGUCGACAUGCAUGUAUAUUUUGCCUUUACCUCAUUUCUCGCUCUUUACAGAUUCUCCUCCCCUCUCAUCCUAUUCCGUGCUUUCUUCUUUCGAAGACAGCUCAAUCUUCCAUCUCUUCUGAGCUUCAUCGGCUAUAGUAUAAGUUUUCCCUUUUCUUUCUUCACCAUCAGGACAGAGUAGUAGGUUGCAGAGAAAGAUUGGAAAAAGCAUGGCGGAUUGGGGUCCGGUGGUGAUAGCAGUGGUGCUUUUUGUGCUGUUAAGUCCAGGGUUGUUGUUUCAGUUGCCAGGAAGGAGCAAAGUGGUGGAGUUCGGGAACAUGCAAACCAGUGGGAUAUCGAUUCUUGUCCACACUAUAAUCUUCUUUGGACUUAUCACCAUCUUCCUCAUCGCCAUAGGUGUUCACAUCUACACUGAAUAGACACCCACUUAGAUUUUGACCUUUCUCACUUGUCCAUGUGGAAUUUUCUCUUGUGAUUUUGUGUAUUAAUUAUUUCGUUUUAGGAUCUCAUCGUUUUUGCAUCUUUGAUUACCCCUCCGAUUGCUUUGUGUAUUCCUCCUGGUCCUGGGGAAUUAAUGUAAUGAUUUGAUUCUCUUGGUUGUGAUUUGUUCCUGUCAAUACACUUUUUACCAGUCAUAGAAAUGAUUGGACAAAUAACAAAAUUCUGCU